Messenger RNA from Drosophila eugracilis, 833 nucleotides. RefSeq lists its product as uncharacterized. The transcript has 2 exons. Bases 90 to 734 code for a protein of 214 amino acids. NCBI's taxonomy places the organism in Eukaryota, Metazoa, Arthropoda, Insecta, Diptera, Drosophilidae. The record is from RefSeq and is a predicted model, not a curated record.
CAGCAAAACGCAACCGCAGCUCUAAGAGGUUGAGCAGGUCAGAACCAGAUCGUCCAGCAAGUGAAGCAAACGUUUAAGUUACAAGAAAGAUGCAAGGAUUCCAAGUGCUUUGCCUUCUGCUGGCUACCAUCAGCCUAGCUAACUGCCGUUCCGUGGUGCGCCGCGAUGUUAGCCACCUGCCUUUAGAGUACCUGCCGCCAGUGGUAUUGCCACCUGUGCCCAGCCGCGAUUAUUUGCCGCCAGUGGAGCAGCAUGCGGCCACUUUGAAACAUGUCCUCGAGCCACCCCGUGAUUACCUGCCUCCCCUGCCGCUGAACAACGAGUAUUUGCCACCUGUCGUUGAAGAGGAGGUGGAGCAGGAGGUGGCCACCACAACUGAGGUAAUAAUUCCAGAAGAAACCACCACAGUGGAGCCAACCACCGAGGCAGUUAUCGUCACCACCGAACAGCCGCAGGAAGAGGAGAUAAUCACGGAACCGCAGGAGCAGUUGGAAGUGAAGGCUGUAGAGGAGGAGGAGCCUAAGGAGAAGGAGGUUGAGUCAGCUAUUCUCCUGGAUGAUGGCUAUCACUAUCGUACUCCAUCUGUGGUUCCCGAUUUGCUGCCCGUGAAGGAGUAUCUGCCUCCUUUGGACGGCAAUACUGUCGUCGAGGAGUUGCCCAAUGGCGAGGAGGACUCGUCGGCCCUUCUGGAUGAUGGCUACCACUAUCGCUCCGUGAAGCGACUCCGUUUCUAGUCUUUUACAAUUACUUUUUAUUCCACUACGAAUUUCUGUUUCUGUUCUGUGCGACAAUUGUUGUUUAAUUUUACAAAAUAUAUAGACAAAUACUUCUCC